AAUCGCGCGCAGUCAGUAUGAAUCUAACAGUAAAAGUGGUAACGUCUCGGUAUUUGGCGAGCUUUUUUCUUAUUUUAACGACAUGUGCCAAGUCAACAAUUAUCGAUACAGACCGAUGAUGUAAAAGUUAUUUUUAGUUUCGGGUAAAAGUGUUGUUUUCUUUUUUUAUCAUUGUCACUGGCGUUGUACAAAUUUUCGCUCAAAAACUAAGUGGCGCACGAAGAAAUUUUCGAUCGUUCAUAGUUCCAGUCGUUCAAUAAUAAAUAAAACGCAAAUCGACGCGAGCAACGCCAUGACAUCUGCGACGCUUAGAAUAUUCUUCGUGUUCAUUGGCUCGUGCGUCUGUGCCGCAUCCUCGGCAUCGACGAAAAAUGUCGAGUAUCGAAAUUUUCGCAAAGAUUGGCGAAUCGCUGGUGCGAACGUGACGGUGAAGUACGGCAGUAAAAUAAUUGCGGACGACAACAGCUUCAUGUACGCCGUCUGCGGCAACGACAAACUACCCUCGGAAAUCCACUGCAACGUGACGAUCGACCAACCGUUGGAAAAAUGGAACAGCAGUAGCAAAUCGACGAUCCAGAGCUGCUCGUUGAAAUUGAACGGUAGCGUAGACGGCGACGCGAUCAGGCACGACGUCACGGCCGUCUCGUCGGUCGAGCGUUUCGGCCAGGAUCGGGUCCUGCUCACCUGGUGGGAGCGUCGCAAGGACAGCCAGUACGAGAUCGAGAACAUCCGCGUGACGCUGCUGCACAUGGCCAGCUGCGACACCCAUCACCUGACCUUCCCAAUCGACGUCGACGGCCACAUCGUCCUCAGCAACUUGGUCAUCUACCCAUCGGGCUUCGACGUGGUGGUGUCGUCUCGCGCCCUCUGCGGCUACAACACCUGCCGACUGAGCCACGACUCGACCGGGAAACGCGUCAAGAUCGUCCCCUUCCUGGCCAACUUCGUGGACGCCCGAGUCGAACCCGUGGCCGCCUCGAGUCCCGAUCGAGGCUUCUACGUCAGCGGCUCGGACAUCGACUCGUGGAAAUUUCGCGCCGUCCAUCUGGCCCGAGACGGCCAGGCCCGCAACCUCAUGACCGCCACCGUGCAGGAUCCGCGCCAGCUCUACCGCGUGACCUCGACCAGUCACGAGCUCUUCGCCGUCUGUCUGUUCGGCGAUCGGCGCAUACACUGCGCCCAGUUCGACGCCAGGGCCAAUCCGCGAAUGAACGCCAGCGUGCCGAACUCGGGCAACGUCGACUGGAUGGCCGUGCACAAUCUGCGCGACGACGCGGGCAUCCUGCUGCUCACCGGGCGCUGCAACAAUCAGAAGUGCCGCACGUUCAAGGUGAUGCGGGUGCGCCAGACGGGCCGCCGCGUCAAGAUCAUGGACGUGCCCGAGCUCGGCCUCAAGUGCUCCAACGUGCCGCGCGAUCUCGUCGUCAACGUCGGCGAGACCGACGACGAGUUCUGCGUGUACUUCGCCUGCGCCAAUGUGCAAAGUCAAGCCAAUGCAGACGCGAAGAGACACAAGCCAGCCGUCUUGCAGUUCGGCAGCAAAUGUAUCUCCAAGCUUGUAUUAAAAAUUUGAUCGUAGCGAUUUUAUUGUCGAAUACAUUCUGUAUUGUAUACAGAGUAUAUAGAAAUUGAGUCUUUAUUAUACAUUCGUAAAAGCUUACUCUACUUAUAUUUUCGAUAUACGAAAAUAUUCAGAAUAUAAAUUCUGAACCAUGGACCA
Molecule: messenger RNA, 1720 nt
Organism: Trichogramma pretiosum
Lineage: Eukaryota; Metazoa; Arthropoda; Insecta; Hymenoptera; Trichogrammatidae
Exons: 2
Coding region: 293-1573 (426 amino acids)
Source: RefSeq, a predicted model, not a curated record